GGCUCACUCCUCCCGGUGUUCCCCGGCCGACAACGCUGCUCCUCACACAAUUACACACAUUUGCAAACACACACGCACAUACACUCAUGAGUGCGCCUUGCUUCAGUGCGCACCCCCGGCUGCUGCAUCCUGCCGACUUCACCUGAACGAGCAAAGAAAAACCUCUAAAACAAUGCGUGCUUAUUGCAUUAUGCGACACCGCAGGUUAUUACAACUUUUGGGCUCUUUUAGGAGGUAACGGGGGAGGUGUAAGCGUGCAUGUCAUCACCAUGGAUUGCCUUUUUCUUCUGAUAUGGACUUUACCCAUCCCGCUGGUCGGCUGCACCCCAGUCAAGCUCCUGUCCACCCUCUUGUCCUGGAAUAUUAUCAAGACGCUGCACAUUUACUGCUCCCACACCUCCCAUACCGUUACGGCCAGCUAUUCUUCCAGCGACAACCACGGAUUAAAUCACGACUACGUAUUUGUAACCCCUGUUGAGGUGGACUCUGAUGGAGGAUACCUGACCCACGAUCUGACCAGGCGAAGCCAUCGCAGCAAGCGGUCCCUCUCUUCUUCUCUGCACUAUCGGCUCUCAGCCUUUGGGCAGGACAUGUACCUGGACCUGCAACCUUCUACUGUUGUCGGCCCGGGGUUCACAGUGCAGACUCUGGGCUCGAACGGCAUUGCCACGGUGAUGGAUGAUGUAGGGUUUCACAACUGCUUCUAUCAGGGAUUCAUCCGUAACCUGUCGGCCUCCUCGGCAGCCAUAUCUACGUGCUCUGGACUGUCAGGUUUGAUCCGUGUGUCUCAGGAGGAGUUCUUGAUCGCCCCCCUGCCCCAACAUCUGGCUCAACAACACAACUACAGCACCCCCGAUGGUCACCACCCGCAUGUGGUCUACAAACGCUCAGCGGAACACAUAGUUCACAGAAGAUCAAGCGGGACAUACAACACCAGUUCUACAAAACCUGACAACCCGUAUCUUAACCAUCAUCAUCAGCAGCAUGAUCACCACGACUAUCAGCAUGGAAAGCUGCAGAGGCAACACUUCUGCGGACGCCGCAAGCAAUAUGCUCCCAAGCCUCCCGCUGAGGACACUUUCAUAAUGCCUGACGAGUUUGCGAUACCCGAGGCGGAAGGGCCGGGAAGGGCAAAGAGAUCACCCAUUAACACCAACAGGGUGGGGGGUCUGAAUGUGGAGACCCUGGUGGUGGCAGACAGGAAGAUGCUGGAAAAACAUGGGAGGGACAACGUCACCACCUACGUCCUCACUGUCAUGAAUAUG
Messenger RNA from Notothenia coriiceps (black rockcod), 1265 nucleotides. Its product is annotated as A disintegrin and metalloproteinase with thrombospondin motifs 18-like. The record is from RefSeq and is a predicted model, not a curated record. The annotation marks the transcript as partial. The transcript is spliced from 5 exons. NCBI's taxonomy places the organism in Eukaryota, Metazoa, Chordata, Actinopteri, Perciformes, Nototheniidae.